AUGGUUAAUGUAUUUGUAUUAUGGUUGAUUUUUUCAUAGACUUUAUCAUAUUUUGAGCCAUCAGAAUUAAUUAAAUUAGAAUUAUUACUUGAUUUAGAAAUUGGUGUUUUAUUUUCAAUCUAAUAUAUAAAUUCUCCAUUUGAAGGGAAAGAUGGUCCAUAAACUAUAUAAAAUGCAAUAGUGACACUAUGAUGUGGAGAUAAUAUAUUAUGAAUUCUUUAAAAUUUAGCUUAAGCCCAUACAAAAGGCCCUCCAAAAACUCUAAUAUUUGAUUAAUAUGAAUAAUAGAUAUCUGAUCCUUUUAAAAAGUUUGUUCCAUUUUGAGAAAUUAAAGUAUAUUAUGCAUAUUAUUCAGGGUCUGUGGCAGCAUUUGUAUAUUCUUAAAUCAAAUAUUAAGAGUCUUAAUAAUAAAAUAAAAAAUACAAGGUGUUUCAUCAUCAUAAUCCUAACAAUAAUCCCAAUUUUAUUUUUAAUAUGGGGAUGAGCAAUAAGAUCUGCAUUUACCAUCUCUAUAAAUAUAGUAUCCAUAUUCACAAUGCUUACAUUAAAACGAUAUUACUAAUUAAUAUUUAUCUUUUGCUCUACUUCACAUUAUAAACACUUUUCAGGACAAUAUCCUGAAGUAAUUUAUAUUUAAGACAAUCCCCAUCCUGCUAAGUCAUCGCUAAUGUUAAUAAAUUUGAGAUUUACGUAUAAUUGCCUAUUGCUGAAAAUAGAAAUGAAUAUUUAGGAAUAUCAACAUAUGUAAUUAAUACAUAUCUUGUAGUUGAGGAAUACGUUGAAAAAGCAUUAUUAUAUUAUUUAGAAUCUGAAAUUGUUAAUUUAUGGGUUUGAACUCCAG
Molecule: messenger RNA, 841 nt
Organism: Paramecium sonneborni
Lineage: Eukaryota; Ciliophora; Oligohymenophorea; Peniculida; Parameciidae
Source: the annotation of a GenBank genome assembly